GAGAAGUUUAGUUUCUCUCACUCAGAGUCUACACUCAGUAUCGACAAGUCUUCAACAGCCACUGUUUGAAUACGCCAAGAACUGAACUACACUUUUACUACACCACCCAAGAAUACGCAACAAUCUUCUUUUCCAUCAGCCAGCAUGGAGAGACGAUAUAACUUGAGACCAAGGACAUCUGGGAGAGCUCAGACCAGCAGCACCAUCCAGUUGUCCAGCUACAGCCAUAAUGCACCUCCAGCAGGAACGUCUCCCAGCUCAGACAUCCACUGCCUGAGGCAAGCCCUCUUCUCAGCAGAGGAGCACAACAUGGAGCUGGCCGCUGAAAUCACUGCUCUGAAGCAGCAGCUUGUCAGCCACACAGACCAGACACAGCAAAGAGAGCUCCAUGCAACAAAAUCAGAGCUGAAGAAGGCUCUAGAUGCUGCGAAGCAGACCCAGGAUCUUCUCAAGAGGAAGGAGAAGUUGAUCCUGGAGAGCCACAGAGAGCUCUCAUCGCUCCGAGAGACCCUUAAAGGGCAGACCAAGGACCUUCACUUCAGUUCCACUCAGCUCUGCCUCAAGGACAAACAACUGAAUGAAGCCUUGACAAGGUGCAGCAGUCUGGAGGAGAAGCUGAGAGAGGAGCUUAUCAAGAGAGAGAAGAAGGAGAUAGAACUGUCUUCCCUCGGAGAGAGCCUCACCGCCCAGAAGGAGGAGACCAACCUCUGGGUGAACAGAUACAAGGAGGUGAAGGCAGCACUAGAGGAGGAGACCAAGCACAGCGCAGACCUUCAGUAUCAGAGGGAGCUGACACAGAAAGAGAUCAGCUCCGUCAGAAGUGAGAUCCAAGCUCGCACUGAGGAGAACCAGGUCCUAUCAGCAACGCUGGACCUCAGAGAGAACGAGCUGAUCCAAAACAUCAGCAGGUACAACGCCCUGGAAGAGAAGCACAACAUCGAGCUUCUCCUGAGACAGAGCCUGGAGAGGGAACUGUCUUCCCUCCAGGAGAGCCUCACCGCCCAGAAGGAGGAGACCAACCUCUGGGUGAACAAAUACAAGGAGGUGAAGGCAGCACUAGAGGAGGUGAAGACAGCACUAGAGGAGGAGACCAAGCACAGCGCAGACCUUCAGUAUCAGAGGGAGCUGACACAGAAAGAGAUCAGCUCCGUCAGAAGUGAGAUCCAAGCUCGCACUGAGGAGAACCAGGUCCUAUCAGCAACGCUGGACCUCAGAGAGAACGAGCUGAUCCAAAACAUCAGCAGGUACAACGCCCUGGAAGAGAAGCACAACAUCGAGCUUCUCCUGAGACAGAGCCUGGAGAGGGAACUGUCUUCCCUCCAGGAGAGCCUCACCGCCCAGAAGGAGGAGACCAACCUCUGGGUGAACAAAUACAAGGAGGUGAAGGCAGCACUAGAGGAGGUGAAGACAGCACUAGAGGAGGAGACCAAGCACAGCGCAGACCUUCAGUAUCAGAGGGAGCUGACACAGAAAGAGAUCAGCUCCGUCAGAAGUGAGAUCCAAGCUCGCACUGAGGAGAACCAGGUCCUAUCAGCAACGCUGGACCUCAGAGAGAACGAGCUGAUCCAAAACAUCAGCAGGUACAACGCCCUGGAAGAGAAGCACAACAUCGAGCUUCUCCUGAGACAGAGCCUGGAGAGGGAACUGUCUUCCCUCCAGGAGAGCCUCACCGCCCAGAAGGAGGAGACCAACCUCUGGGUGAACAAAUACAAGGAGGUGAAGGCAGCAUUAGAGGAGGAGACCCAGAGCAGUGCUGAGUGGGAGCAGUGUCACAGGGAGCUGACGACGGAGUUAAAAACUCGCACUGAGGAGAUUCAGGUCCUGUCAUCCAACCUGACCCUCAGAGAGGAAGACCUGAAGGAGAACAUCAGGAGGUGCCAUGCUCUGGAGGAGGACUGCAAGAAGCAGCUUAUGGAGAGGCAGCAGAACUGGGAGAGCAGGCAACAGGAGGAGCAGAAGCUGUGGGCUGAGAAGGAAGAAGCCCUCAUGAAGCAAGUCAGCAAGGCAGAGGAGGAGGUCAAGUCCCUGAUAAUACAAAACAUCGGGCUACAGGAACUUGCACUGAAGAAGAACAAGAAGAAGAAGACGAGAGGCUCCUGGAGGAGGAGGAGCAAGAAGAACAGCAGUGUAGAGGAGGAGGAGGCUCCAAGCUCUUCAGCCGAGGAUGGAGAUGCUAACAAGAAGAAGAAUGAAAAGAAGGAGAGAAAGCGAAGCUUCUGGAGAAGGAGGCCAAAACGCAGCAGCGAAGAAGAUGAGCCUCAGGCUGAGGAUGGACAAGAAGAGGAGGUGAAGGAGAGAAGAGGAUUCUGGAGGUGGACCAGCAGAAAGAGGAGGAGUAACGGAGAGAGAGCUGCUCCUGAUAAACAGCAGUGAUCCUCCACCCUCCCCUCCCCGUCUCCCUCCCUCUCUCUUUCUCCCCCCUCUCUCCCUCUCUCUCUCCUCCUCCCCUCCCUCCACACCUCUCCUUCUCUUUCACCCUCCCACCCCUUCUCUCCCUCUACCCCCUCCCCUUUCCCCCCCUCUCUUCCCCUCUCUCCCCCUCUCUCAGCCCGACCGGUCGAGGCAGACGGCCAUCCGCCAUGAGUCAGGUUCUGUCCAAGGUUUCUUCCUGUUAAAGGGGAGUUUUUCCUUGCCACUGUUGCCACUGGCUUGCUCAUGGGGGAACUGUUGGGUUUCUCCAAACAACACUGAGCGUGGUCUAGACCUGCUCUGUUCCAGUACCACUUGAUUAAUAAUUUGGCUUUAAAUAAAUGAAUAAAAUUUCCU
Messenger RNA from Lates calcarifer (barramundi perch), 2766 nucleotides. Its product is annotated as golgin subfamily A member 6-like protein 1. The coding region runs from base 145 to 2373 and encodes 742 amino acids. Lineage: Eukaryota; Metazoa; Chordata; Actinopteri; Centropomidae. The record is from RefSeq and is a predicted model, not a curated record. The transcript is spliced from 3 exons.